AUGAUUCCCAGGGCUAUAAUCACAAGAAGCCUCCGGCGCGCAGCGCCCUCAAAACGAACCCUCAGAUCCCUCACACGACACCAACAACCACAACCCCAACCACAACGACCCUACGCAACUCUAAUAAACACCCCCAUAUCCCUCAUCCGCCCCCACCAACAACCCACCGCCCUCUACUCCUCCAGCUCCAACAAAUCCGCCGCCGACGAAAAAAUCGAAGAAAUCACCGAGCUCUACGCAACCGCGCAAGACGAAUUCGAGAUCGCCAUGGAGGAGACCGAGAAGGUGUCUGUGUACGCCGAGGAGGACCGCAAGGCGGCGCGGGAGGAGCUGGAGAAGGUCAAGGAGGCUUUUCAGCAGGCGGUGAAUGGGGAGGAUCAGGCGUUGGCGGAGGAGGUGAAGAGGAGGGUUGGGCAGAGGAUUAGGGAGUUGGAGCAGGGGGUUGCCGCGAUGGAGGAGUUGGCGCAGAAUCAGGAUUAG
Molecule: messenger RNA, 480 nt
Organism: Zasmidium cellare ATCC 36951
Lineage: Eukaryota; Fungi; Ascomycota; Dothideomycetes; Mycosphaerellales; Mycosphaerellaceae
Exons: 1
Coding region: 1-480 (159 amino acids)
Source: RefSeq, a predicted model, not a curated record